This is a messenger RNA of Esox lucius (northern pike), 3762 nucleotides long. RefSeq names its product phosphodiesterase 5A, cGMP-specific, b (gene pde5ab). Gene Ontology annotation, biological process: signal transduction. Gene Ontology annotation, molecular function: protein binding; 3',5'-cyclic-GMP phosphodiesterase activity. NCBI's taxonomy places the organism in Eukaryota, Metazoa, Chordata, Actinopteri, Esociformes, Esocidae. The coding region runs from base 448 to 3120 and encodes 890 amino acids. The transcript has 22 exons. The record is from RefSeq and is a predicted model, not a curated record.
AUAAUAUUUGCACACUUUUACCCACUGCACAUAGGUAAUAUACAAUUUAAAAGGCGUUUAUCUUUUCGAAACAACUUUAAUUUAUGAUAGUUUCUUUGUGUCUUUCUAUUUCUUUGGCACGCUAAACAAAUCUCACGCAGUUUACAUGGAAAUGGGACUGACAGAGGUAUAACAUAAGAUCGACAAAAACAGAGAUACAGAUACAGAGAAUGAGAGAGAGAGAGAGAGAGAGAGAGAGAGAGAGAGAAAGAGAGAGAAGGAGGAUGUUGCUACGCAAAGGCAAGCCUUGCCGAAUGCUGUACCCACACGCGCUCACAAUGUAGAAAGCGCUGGUUUGAAAACAGGCAACUAUCACACUGCUUACAAGUGCCUGACAUUAUUUGCUUCCAUCUUUGGACUGUUCGUGGUCAUUUAAUUAUUGGAGGAAUUUUGACAUUAACUAUCAGCAUGGAGGGCUGCUUUCCCCUAGAAAGCGAAAGGAUGGAAGCUUGGCUUGACGACCACUUGGAGUUCGCUCACACCUACUUUGUCAGGAAGGCUUCAAGGGAGAUGGUGAACGCCUGGUUCGCUGAGCGAGUCCACUCCGUUCAGGCCACAUCAUCUUCGUCAUCCUCGAAAGAAACCCUACCGCCCCUGAGACCCAGCCAGCCAUCAGACAGUUCCUGCCUAGCCUCCUCCCUGCCCCCUUCCCUGGGACUAAACGACCGGCGCUCCCCCUCCCCGGCCCCUGCCCUCAGCCCUGCACCUGGCACGCCCACCCGCAAGAUCUCGGCGUCCGAGUUCGACAGGCCGCUGAGGCCCAUCGUGGUCAAGGACGCGGAGGGCUCGCUUACCUUCCUGUGUGACACCGAACCGGACCGGGGCGAUAUCCGGACACCCAUGCCUUUCAGGACCCAGCAGGGAGGAGUCCCCGCUGGGAUGACUGGUGAGGUUGGCAGUGCCCGCGGGUUGGACCGCUGUGCCAGGCUUUUGGAGCUGGUUAGGGACGUGUCGAGUCACCUGGACGUGACAGCGCUGUGCCACAAGAUCUUUCUGCACAUCAAUGAGCUGAUUGCCGCGGACCGCUACUCACUCUUCCUGGUGGGUGAAGACAGCUCCAACAGGAAGUUCUUGGUGAGCAGGCUGUUUGACGUGGCAGAGGGCUCCACCCUUGAGGAGGUGUCCAAUAGCUGCAUCCGCCUGGAGUGGAACAAAGGCAUUGUGGGUCAUGUGGCGGCCACGGGCCAACCCCUCAACAUCAAAAAUGCCUACGAGGACCCCAGGUUCAACGCAGAGGUGGAUCAGAUCACAGGAUAUAAGACCCAGAGUAUCCUGUGCAUGCCCAUUAAGAACCACAGGGAGGAGGUGGUAGGGGUGGCGCAGGCCAUCAAUAAGAAGUGUGGAGAGAACGGCACCUUCACUGAACAGGAUGAAAAGGACUUCUCUGCCUACCUGGCGUUCUCCGGAAUCGUCCUGCACAACGCCCAGCUCUACGAGACGUCCCAGCUGGAAAACCGACGAAACCAGGUGCUGUUGGACCUGGCCAGGCUGAUCUUUGAGGAACAGCAGUCUCUGGAGGUGUUGCUGAGGAAGAUAGCAGGAACCAUCCUGUCGUUCAUGCAGGCCCAGGGCUGUACUGUCUUUAUAGCCGACGGAGACUCUAUGAACUCCUUUUCGAGCGUGUUUCACAUGGAAUACGAGGAGCUGGGCGAGGCAGCGGACGCUCCCAAAAGGGAAUGUGACGUGAGUCAGAUUAACUACAUGUAUGCCCAGUACGUGAAGAACACCGUGGAGCCCCUGAACAUCUCCGACGUCACCAAAGACCAGCGAUUUCCCUGGACGAGUGAGAACCCAGACCACCCCAGUAACCAGAUCAUGAGUCUUCUCUGUACACCUAUCAAGGAUGGGAAGAAGGAUAAAGUCAUAGGCGUGUGUCAGCUGGUGAACAAGAUGGACGAGGCUUCGGGAGGCGUGAAGUCCUUCAACCGAAACGACGAGCAGUUCCUUGAGGCCUUUGCCAUCUUCUGCGGCCUGGGCAUACAGAACACCCAGAUGUACGAGACAGUGGAGAGAGCCAUGGCCAAACAGGAAGUGACUCUGGAGGUCCUUUCGUAUCACGCGUCUGCAGCCGAAGAAGAGACAAGGGCGCUGCAGGUAACCGCGGCGUCCAUGGUUCCGUCGGCCCAGUCUCUGCGGCUGAUGGAGUUUGGCUUCAGCGACUUUGAGCUGUCGGAUGCCCUGACCACACAGGCCACCAUUCGCAUGUUUGUGGACCUCAACUUGGUUCAGAACUUCCAGAUGAAAUACGAGAGUCUCUGCCAGUGGAUCUUGAGUGUGAAGAAGAACUACAGGAAGAAUGUGGCCUAUCACAACUGGAGACACGCCUUCAACACAUCCCAGUGCAUGUUUGCUUUGUUCAAAUCUGGCCGGUUACAGAGUAACAUGAGUGAUCUGGAGGUCCUGGCCUUGAUGAUCGCUACACUGAGCCACGACCUCGACCACAGAGGAGUCAAUAACUCCUACAUACAGAGGAGUGACCAUCCCCUUGCCCAGCUCUAUUGCCAUUCCACUAUGGAGCACCACCACUUUGACCAGUGCCUCAUGAUACUAAACAGUCCAGGGAAUCAGAUUCUGAGCAGUCUGUCACUUGAUGAGUACAAGACCACACUGAAGAUGAUUGAGCGGGCUAUUCUGGCUACAGACUUGGCUCUGUACAUGAAGAGGAGAGGAGAGUUCUUUGAAUUGACCAAGAACAGCCAGUUUGUCUGGGAAGACGACGAUCAUAAAGACCUGCUGAGGUCAAUGUUGAUGACUGCAUGUGACAUCUCAGCCAUUACCAAGCCCUGGCCAGUGCAGAAACGGAUCGCUGAGCUGGUGGCUACAGAGUUCUUUGAGCAAGGGGACAAGGAGCGAGAGGAACUCAACAUCGAGCCCAUAGAUCUCAUGAAUCGGGAGAAGCGGGAUAAGAUUCCCAGCAUGCAGGUAUCGUUCAUCGAUGCCAUAUGUACACAGCUCUAUGAGACCCUGGCGGGGAUGUCCGAGUCGUGCUCGCCUCUUCUCGAGGGCUGCCAAAGGAACAGACAGAAUUGGAAGGUUCUGGCCGAACAGGGCGACAAGGGCUUCUUCAACGGAGCGACGUAGACAUGGAAGACUUCUCUCCUGGCUGUAACUCCACCCCUCCACAGGCUCCACCCCCUUUGAGAAGUCAGCAUCAACACUAAGCUAUAUUUAUUACCAUAGUCUUUCCUUUCCUUCUUUUGCACAAAGUUGACUUCUUUCACGAGGGAGAUCACACUGUAUGAUAUCCCCUCACGGUGAGGUCUGGGGACGAGGCAACGUGAAGGAUACUGAAUGGGACAGAGGAGGUGAGUGUGGGGCCACUACCAGUCAACUGAGCAUCAAGGGAUCGAUCUGGGUUUAGUUAGUGUUUGAAAUCUCUUACCCGGAGUACCAGGCGGCCAAGGCGCGAUUCAUACUGUAGGGAUUAUUCCGUUGUGCUAGGCGAGUGUGGUAAAGCACUGUAAAUACCCCCUCCCCUCCAGAUUUUAGUGUAGAAAGAACCUCCUUUCUACAGACCACAGAUCACCACAGUAAGUUGUUAGUUAUAACAAGGUUAACAGUCACACAAUGAAGGUUUUGAGAGAACAUUAAUCUUUUAUAACAUUGUCACUCGGCUUAACUAUUGUAUAUUUAUUUGUUUUAUAUAUUUAUUAGAUUUCUAUCCUGUAUGGUCAGUUUUUCAUGAAGAGAACACACAAAUCUUUAUUAAAAAGUGUUUUAUUA